CGCGCCUCUUCUCUCAAUCUCUAUCUCACUCUCUCUCUCACUCGCUCUCUCACUCGCUUUCUCUCUCUCUCUCUCUUUCGCACUUACUCGCUUGUGUUAGCUCGCUCGCUCGGCGCGUAAAUCAGCGCCUCGGAGCUUUGAGUGUAAUUUUAAUUCGAAUCAAUUUGUUUGUCGCCGCCGCGGCCGGCGCACAGUGGGUCUCCAUCGCUGCCAUCGCCGGGUCUCUCUCUCAGCAUUCUGCGGCCAAGACGAAGUUCGAGUCGCAUAUCCUUUCUGGCCGUUUCAGUUGUUGUUCUUGUUGCUGCGCCGUGUUUGGUUAACGUGUGAUGCAACAGUUGCGCCCCCAGCCGCCCCACAGUUACCAGCGUUCGGCACACACACCACCCCCGCCCCUCACACCCAACACACCGCAGCGUUCCUCGAAUGGAUCAUCUGCUCAAGCAGCUGGCAGCGGCUGCGCAGGCGCACACGCAAGCCCCGCUGAUGGGCUUGCCAGGCUUUGGAGCCGGCGUCCAUCCAACCGCCACGCAUCCGCAUGCCGCAUCUGCGCUACAGCUCUAUGCAGCCGCAGCCGGCUGGGCGCCAUUUCUGGGCCUGAGUCCGCUAAGCGGGGCCAGUUCCAGCUAUCGCCAUGGAGCGGCGCCUGGCGCCUCCGGCAACGCCUCCGUACACAUGCUGCGUCACAUGGCGCUGCUGCAGCGCGCCAAUGCGGCUGCAGCGGCGGCCAAUGCAGCGAGUAAGCUGCAGCAGCUUAAGGAGCAGCACGAGGACCACGACGACGAUGACGACGACGACGACGAGGUGGAGGUGGAAGCACUGGAGCCAGCGUCACGUAAAAUGCUGCAAACGGAGGCUCUUGAGGUCUCCUCGGCCUCCGCCUCCGCCUCGGCGUCAGCGUCCGCCCACGAUGAUGAGACGGCCAGCGAGAGCAGCGCCGCAGCCGCCGCCAAUCGUCGACGCAGCCGCACCAAUUUCAACACCUGGCAGCUGGAGGAGCUCGAGCGCGCCUUUCUCAGCAGCCACUAUCCGGAUGUGUUUAUGCGCGAGGCGCUGGCCAUGCGUCUGGACCUGAAGGAGGGCCGCAUAGCGGUUUGGUUCCAGAAUCGCCGGGCCAAGUGGCGCAAGAAGGAGCACACGAAGAAGGGACCGGGUCGGCCGGCGCACAAUGCACAGCCGCAGAGCUGCAGCGGGGCUCCGAUACCGUUGCCGGAGCUGCGUGCCAGGGAACGCGCACAGCGCAGCAAGCGCAUCGCCAAGGCGAUCGAGCGGCAGGCGCGCAAGCUGCGGCUCAAGGGACUCGACGUGAAUGUGGAGCAGCUGCGCGCCGACUAUCUGGCCGCGCACCGCAAUGACAUCGAGCACGCCGAGCUGGAGCAGGACGAUGAGCUGCCCAUCGAUGUGGUGGGCGUCUGCAGCGACAGCCUGGACAACUCGCGGUCGCACAGCUCCAACCUUGCCGCCGCCCUCACGAACCAAAGAAGCUGCCCGGACAACAGCUGCGAUGGCAGCGCUGUGAUAAAACUGGAGCCACUGGAGCCACUGGAAGCACUGGUACCACUGGAGUCUACUAAUCUGCCCCCGCUGCCCGCAGAGCCGACGCAGCCGCCGCCGCCGCCGCCGCCGGCGCAGCAAAAGCCGCAGCACAAUUCAUGCUUCAGCAUCGAAUCGCUGCUCGGCACAUAACACCCAUCCAGAAGCAAUACAACAACUAUACAAAUUAUUUAUUUUU
This is a messenger RNA of Drosophila montana, 1729 nucleotides long. RefSeq names its product homeobox protein unc-4-like. NCBI's taxonomy places the organism in Eukaryota, Metazoa, Arthropoda, Insecta, Diptera, Drosophilidae. Gene Ontology annotation, biological process: regulation of DNA-templated transcription. The transcript is spliced from 4 exons. The coding region runs from base 424 to 1683 and encodes 419 amino acids. Gene Ontology annotation, molecular function: DNA-binding transcription factor activity, RNA polymerase II-specific; sequence-specific double-stranded DNA binding. The record is from RefSeq and is a predicted model, not a curated record.